Molecule: messenger RNA, 3041 nt
Organism: Haliotis rubra (blacklip abalone)
Lineage: Eukaryota; Metazoa; Mollusca; Gastropoda; Lepetellida; Haliotidae
Product: protein sel-1 homolog 1-like
Exons: 20
Biological process (GO): ERAD pathway
Cellular component (GO): endoplasmic reticulum membrane
Molecular function (GO): protein binding
Source: RefSeq, a predicted model, not a curated record
CGACCUCGCAUGACCCAAAAUGGCAGCAUCCAUAUGAAAAUAUCUAUACCUUACGUGGCACAACCGGAAUUCUUUACGUAUUUUGCGACCUCACGGCGGAUUAUCUUCUCUAAAGCUAUCACACCACAUUAGUGCAAUACUCCAACAAGUGAACAUAUUGCAACUUUGUGAACUUCAGCAUGGGAAACGCAUCGUAAUGAUGCCGACAUUAUUCAGCUGCAGCCGUCUUCUAUUCGUCUCACAUUGAAUGCUACCACAUAGUAUAAAGACGGGUGCCUAAAGAGGUGUGAUAAUCCACAAUGAAAGUGACAAGAACUUUACUGAUAGUGGGUCUGCUGAGUACCUUGCACAUCCACAUGCAGUUAACUGAAGCUCAGGGUGUACAGUAUGACCAGGCAAGAGCUCAUUCAGACCGAACUGGUGCAGGGCACAGUUCCUAUAGAGAGGAUGAUGAGGAUGACCUUUACGAUGAGGAUUUUGAAGAAGAUGAAGAAGGUAGGAAGUCUUUACCUACUGAGAAGCAGGCUCCAGCCAGUUCCCAGUCUGCAUCUCAGCCUGCCUCCCAAGCCUCAUCCCAGUCCCAGCCCCAUUCCCAGCCUGAUCCCAGACUUUCCCAGGCUCACCAGGCAGCUCAGCAUAAACCACCACCUCUACCUCCACCUCAUCAACCACCACCUGUUGAUCAUACCCAUGUCCAUCCAGCUCAGCAAGAACCUCAUCAUAAUGUACCUAGCAAACAAUCCCCCAAAGCCCAAAGUCCAGACCAGGCAGCCCAGGGAGUCCCUCCUACAGGCCAGGUUUCACCAGAUCAUGAACAAGGAAUCCCACCAUCCUUAGAAAGCUCCCACCCAUCCCAAACUGCAGAUCAUGCCUCUCAGUCUUUGCAAAGUUCUCAUUCUUCUCCUGGAAUACCUGACUCUUCUGAGGGGAACUCUGACGGGUCUCAGUCCUCCUCCUCCCACUCCUCCCAGUCGGACAUCCCUCCGCUUCAGCAGUUACCCCAAAGUUCUCAGCUCCCAGUUGGAGGACAAAGAGAAGAUGCUCAGCUUCAUCAGGGAGACACUGAUGGUGCUGGAAAGCUCUCUUCACAGGCAUUAGGAGCAGAUGAGGAAGAUGAGGAUCUGUCUGUAGAGGAGCCUUUAGAGGAAAUUGAACUCACACCAGAGGAGAAAGAAGCGGACGAAAUAUACAGACAAGGGCAAGCUUUGAUCAACGGCACAUUCUCAAAAGACUACACAAGAGCAUACAUCCAUUUCCUGAAAGCUGCUGAGAAAAACCACACCAAGUCACUGGAGCAGGUCGCCUUUGGCCAUCUGUUUGGGGACUACCUGCCUCACAAUCUGUCCCGAUCCAAGGAGAUAUUCGAAGACCUGUCUAAGAGGGGGUCUCCUACGGGACAACUGGGUCUUGGAUUCAUGUACAGUUCGGGACUUGGUGUCAAUUCGACUCAGCGAGGGUAGUCGCUGAUCUACUUUACUUUCGGAGCUCUUGGAGGGGACCCAAUGGCACAGAUGGCAAUGGGUUAUCGCUACUGGGCAGGUGUUGGAGUGGAGGCCAAAUGUGAGUCAGCCCUCACCCACUACAAGAAGGUAGCCGGCACAGUGGCCGACAGUGUGUCCCUGUCGGGCGGCCCCACAGUGCAGCGUGUCCGUCUCCAGGAGGAGAGUGAGAGUCAGACAGGCAACAGCCCCCUCCUGGAUGAUGACCUCUUGCAGUACUACCACUUCCUGGCUGACAAGGGGGACGUCCAGGCACAGGUGGUUCUAGGACAGCUGUACUACCAGGGAGGUCGAGGAGUGGCCAUCAACCAUGAGCAAGCCCUCCAGUAUUUCCUGAUGGCUGCUGAGUCUGGGAAUGCCAACGCUCUAGCCUACCUGGGCAAGAUGUACACAGAAGGGAGCCCGGUGGUGACACAGAACAACAUGACAGCCUUCCACUACUUCAAGAACGCUGCAGACAAGGGUAACCCAGUAGGGCAGACUGGCCUUGGGAUGAUGUACAUGAAUGGCAUGGGAGUGGACAAGGACUUGACAAAGGCCGUGAGAUUCUUCACCAUGGCAGCUGACCAGGGCUGGGUGGAUGGACAGCUGCAGCUAGGGAUUAUGCACUUCAGUGGUUUGGGAGUGAGACGAGACUACAAGCUGGCCGUGAAGUAUUUCAACCUGGCAUCACAAGGUGGCCAUGUGCUGGCUUACUACAACCUGGCACAGAUGCAUGCUACAGGAACAGGAGUACUGCGGAACUGCCACACAGCUGUAGAGCUGUUUAAGAAUGUUGCUGAGAGAGGCCGAUGGUCGGAGAUGUUGAUGGAUGCUCAUCGCAUGUACAAGGAAGGACAAGUAGAUGCUGCUCUCAUUAAAUACACCUUCCUCGCAGAACUCGGAUAUGAAGUAGCACAGUCCAAUGUCGCUUACAUUCUCGAUAAUGGUGAGAGUAAGCUGUUCGAGGAUUUCGAGGUGCACCAGAGGGCGCUGUUGCAGUACACACGGGCAGCAUCUCAAGGUUCCACAUGGGCGCGGGUGAAGAUGGGGGACUACCACUACUAUGGGUUUGGGACAGACAUCGACUAUGAGUCGGCAGCCAACCACUACCGCAUGGCCUCGGAGCAACAGCACAAUGCACAGGCCAUGUUCAACCUGGGCUACAUGCACGAGAGAGGCCUUGGACUCCGCCAGGAUGUACAUUUGGCAAAACGCUUCUAUGACCUGGCAGCAGAGACGAGCAUGGACGCCCAGGUUCCAGUAACCCUGGCACUGGUCAAACUUGGACUCUUCUAUGGCUUUGAUGUGUUCAACAAAGAGAUUGAGUAUUACCAAGGUAUAUUUCAACACCUGGAUCCACGGCUGUACCUGGGACCCAACUGGGAUCUCUACAUCAUUACGCUUCUAUCUCUGGUACUUGGACUUCUCAUUUUACUGCGACGUGCUAGGUAGCACAGAUAGGAAGCAAUACAUUGGCGCUGAUAACUGUAAAUUUGCAUUUUUGUACAUUGUAAAUACAUGUAAAUACUGACAUGAAAAUGAAUUACAGAUUUUAUUGUU